Stegostoma tigrinum is the source of this 13563-nucleotide messenger RNA. RefSeq names its product leucine zipper putative tumor suppressor 3. The record is from RefSeq and is a predicted model, not a curated record. Bases 163 to 2157 code for a protein of 664 amino acids. The transcript has 4 exons. Gene Ontology annotation, cellular component: dendritic spine. Gene Ontology annotation, biological process: regulation of dendritic spine morphogenesis. Lineage: Eukaryota; Metazoa; Chordata; Chondrichthyes; Orectolobiformes; Stegostomatidae.
GGAGGCGGCUGCUUCUAAUCCUUUCCCGAACAAACCCAGCGCGGUGAGAUCUGUAAUAAACCCCCUGGUGCUCUCCUCUCCUUCCCCCGGCCGAGCCCUCAGCUACUGUCAGCACAAUGAACGUGUCACUGACUGACGCCACUCCACUACUGCUGAGGCAACAUGGCGAAGUUGCAAAUGUUUUCGGCAACCAGUGAAGCCGGUUACCACAGCUACGAGGCAUACCCCGUGUUCUCCCCCCUACCCACUGAGCCAGGCUACGCCCAGGCCGUGAUGGGGAGUGUUGGCAGCGGCGUUGUGAACGAGCAGGAGUUUGCGAUGAAAAGUGUGAACAGCAACAAGCGGGCAGGCCCCGGCCAGACGGCCAGCCGGCAGCACGAGGGACCGAGGAACGGCUACGUUUCCCGGGAAUUCCCCAAGCGCUUCUCGGCAGACGACAAGGACUACAAGCCCGAGAAGGUGUCUAAUUCCUUGUACAUUAAUGACGAGCAUCGCACAGGCGACCGAACGAAAACCGACGUGGCCAAUAACAACGAGAGGAACCUGCCCCCCCAGUACAAGGAGCCAAGCAAUCCACCGAAGAUACUGCCCAUAUCUGGCAAACUAGAACAGAACAGUGAGUCAUUGAUUCGACCCUCUGCAUUCAAGCCAGUUGUCCCCAAAAGCUUCCACUCUAUGCAGAAUCUCUGCCCACCACAAAGCAAUGGAAUGAUAGACAGCAGGAAAAGCCUUAAUGCCCAUCAUACCAGUAGUAGCAGCCCUUCAGCUGGGAGAGUCGGAUUGGAAAAGGCAGGUCACAGCAGGACUAUAAACCACGGAGGAGGUAUGUCCGACUCUGGCCGAAACUCACUGACCAGCCUUCCCACGUAUGGAACAGGCUACAGCCAGCAUAUUGGGCCAAUGAGCGCUUCGACAAGCCACAUAAACCGUCUCGGAACCUCAUACGGAGAGCGGGGAAUGCUGGGCUAUAAUGGAAUAUCUACCUCCGAUAGUGGACGGUCUUCCAGCAAAAGCGUGGCCUCUUUCAACAAACUCAACCACAUGCAGGAAACGCUAACAUAUCACUCACCAUCUAACGACGAUAUCAUUCAGGACCUUGAGGACCGGCUGUGGGAGAAAGAACAGGAAGUUCUCCAAAUGAGAAGGAGCCUGGACAAGAGCGAAGCAGCCAUCGUGCAAGUCUUUGAGGAGAAGCAGAAGAUAUGGGAGCGCGAGAUGGAGGACUUGAAGCAGAAUUAUGCCAACAAGCUCCAGCAAGUGUCCAAGAAGGCCCAGAGAGCUCAACAGGCCUUACAGCUUCAAAUCUUCAAACUCCAACAGGAGAAGAAGAAACUGCAGGAGGAUAUUGGGCAGUUGCUGCAGCAGAGAGAAGACCUGGAGAAAAAAUGUAUGACUUUUAAGAAGGAGCAGUCCGAACUUCUGCCCAAACUAGAAGAGACCAAAUGGGAGGUGUGUCAGAAAGCCGGAGAGAUCUCGCUAAUGAAGCAGCAGAUGAAAGAUUCCCAAGCUGACGUGGCCCAGAAACUGAAUGAAAUGGUGGCUCUGAGGACACAGCUGAAAGAGGCAACAUCAGCGUUGCGGGCCAAAGAGGAGCAAGUCCUCAUACUGAAGGACUCGGUCAAUGCCAAGGGCAUAGAGUUGGAAGUGUGUGAGAAUGAGCUGCAGAGGAAAACCAGCGAGGCUCAACUCCUGCGGGAAAAGCUAGGCCAGAAUGAAGUGGAGAUUUGUGGAUUAAAACAGGCACUGGCCGCCAGGGCCCACCAGAACUGGGACAGCGAAGAAUCUGCGGACGAGCCGAGGGAGGAGCUGGCCUGCGAAAGUGACGAGGCAAAAAUGCAGCGACAGAACAAGGACACGGUCAAAGCGCUGGAGAAGCAGAUCGAACGGCUGCAGGGAGAGCUGAGGCUAGAGAGGCAGCAGCAUGAGCAGCAGGUGGCACAGUUCGAGGAGGAGAGGCAGACGUGGCAGGAUGAGAAAGAGAAAGUCAUCAAAUAUCAGAAGCAGCUGCAGCUGAACUAUGUGGAAAUGUACCAGAAGAACCAGGUGCUGGAAAGUAAACUGGGAGAGAUAAACACAAAGGCCAGUUCACCCACUGCCGACGAAAUGAAGCAAUGGACACCAUCGCGACUCGAACGGAUCGAAUCCACUGAAAUAUAAUCUGUGACGCUGACUGUUCUUCAUGUUGAUAACGUGGAGUGGGUUGGUUUCCACGCCCUGCCUAAACCUAUUUGCCGGUUCCAUUCAUAGGCAUCUGGUAUUUUGUUUCUGUUUCAGUGCAAUGUUAAGAAAGAACACCACAAAUGUGGCCUCUAUUUUAGUUUGAAAUUGGCUGUGGAUUAAGUUACAUGCCGUCCUCCCUCUCCACAACCAUCCUUUACAGUGAAUCCUCUUUAAAGUUCAGUUUCUGUUCCCCAUCGUCUGCUGAUGUGGAGUAGAGGGGUCAGGCGGCCUCUGGCCCACUCCAUCCUGGUUUAUACCAGUGUGGCUAGUGGUAUAUGCCAGUGUAGCCAUUUCCCUGCUUGACACUGUGCCCGACUGCCAAUGUCUCUUCCAGCUUUGGGCUGGGAAUCAUAAUAAAACAGACUAAUGCGGAGAGCAGAAAGCUGAAAAGCUGCAAGGUGCUCCUUGGGUCGGUGGUCAGUUAGAUCUAUCAGCCGGUGAAUCGCUUCUGCCCCCCCGCCGUUGGUCUUUCCCCUUUCAUUCUGUUCUCCAACAGCUCAUUGCACCUUCCUAUCAUUUCUCACAUCCCCUGACUGUGCACUUGUUUAAUACAAGUUCAUUCUCUAACAUCUUCUAACCCUGGUACAAGGACCGUGAAACUUUAACUGUUUUACCCCUGCUCAGAUAUUGCUGCUUGAUGUUCAGAACUUGUCCAAACUGUUUCUGUUUUUAUACAAUGGGUUUCAGUCAGGUCUUCCAAUGACAUGUAGGCCAGAAACAUUGAUGAGGACAUCAAGUGGCCAAUUAAUAGCCACCGAAGGCCAGACUUCGCCUGCUGCUGGUAUUUUACUAACAAUGGAAGGAUGCCCAGGCCGUGCGUCAGGCUACUGGAUAAACCUCACCAAUGUUUCUGUGAGCUCAAGGUUGAUGGGGGGGGGGGGGGUGCCCAGCAGUGCCCCCACCUUUUGUUCCGCGUUCCCUGGCCUCUCAAUUGUGGCUCACCGUCCCCCUUGGACAGACCUGUCAGAACUGGGCGAAAUUGCCUCUGUCAGGCUUCCAUGGGGGAAGGCUGCUGUCCCAGCUCUGGCCACCGCUGCUGGUGGCACCACUUUGACUGGAGAGCUGCUGUGUCAGCAGCACUUGGAGUUGGGACAGGCUCCAAGAUGGGGUGGUGGAGGCUACAUCUUGAAGUCAGAGUGUUUUUAUAACCAAGCAUUCCUUCCUGGCCCUACAGAGAUGUGCCCACCUCUUUGCUUCCCAGCUGGGAAGGGGACGGGUGGGUGCAAGGCCACUGGCUUCAUGAAGACUUGCAGCCAUCGACAGGAGGCUUCACACUCACCUCAUAUCAAAGUGUCUUACUUCAGGUGGGUCUCACUUUAUAUUGUCAUGUAUUACCAAGGCGGGCCAACAACGUUAGAGAUCAGCCAUGAUCUAAUUGAAUUGUGAAAUGGGCCCAAAGUGCCAACUAGCCAACUCCAGUGCUCCCUGAGCACAGUGGCUGGGGCACGCAGUCUGAGCACACGUGCAGCUGAUUGGGAAUUGAAGAGGCAGCUUGUGAUGACAUUCUCUGUGAAUGAUCCCUUGCAGACUUCAGUGUGGAAAUUCACCAACUACCUGUACAACCCAUCUGUCUCUGUGAAGGCCACACAGUACAUCAUAGAACCAGAUACAGCGCAUUGCUCCACUAUUAAGUGGCAUAUCCAUCACUUUCCCAUCUUGUAAAUGCUGCCACAGAGAUUUCAGAUUUCAAUCAGUGAAUGCUGUUCAAUUUAAAACUUGAAGCUCACACCUUCGUUUAGAAUGCCAACACAAAUUUUAGAUAGAAGCAUCGAGCUACACGGAACUUUGCAAAUACUGUCAUGUUGUGCAUUAACAAUCCUUGAGACUUUAACCGUUCAGUUUCCUCUGUUCUGUUUAGUGCUUCUAUAUUUCCUAUGAAAAACUGCUUAUGAAAUGUCUUCACCCUGAUUUUGAUGCAUUUUAACAUAUUUCACCAUCCUUUUCCCUUCCAGAAACAGAUCUAAUUAUCACCUCAAACUCUGUGGCCACUUUCUUCAAUGGCCUUCAUUGGGAGGAUUUUCCACAAGCCUGUUUUCCCUCUGGGUGGAAAAAAAGAAUUCUUGCCAUCAUUCCUUCCUUCCAAGUUCUGCCUGUACCAUCAGGAAGAACUUAGCUGGAUCAGUUUUUGUCAAUAGCUUUUGUUAUCUUGAAAGGUCAAUACCUAAUGUCAUAUUAGAGCCAAGAAGUCCAAACCACAUUUCCAAAUACAAGAAUGUUAACUUUUUUUCCCCAAAAUGUAAAAAACUGCAUGGCAGUCUUUAAAAAACAGUUUUAGUCCCAAUGCCCUUCCUUUUCUUCAUAUCCUUCUUAAAUUUUGCCUUCUCUAAACACACUCAGAAAAACUUAGAAAUUGAUUCUUAUUCCAGUUAUAUCUUGCUCUAUAUUACAUUAGAGGUAAAAAUAUUUGAGUAAAAUCUGGUGAUAACAGCAUAUCUGGCAAUGUGUAAAACAGGAAAACAAUAUCAUCUGUGCCUCAAAUAUGUAACCAGCAAGUUUAUGUGGUUUUGCAGCUGGAUAUUAGAAUUGUGAAACUCAACACAGGCUCUUUUAAAUUGAGUGGAGUCCUAAACCUUAGUAGUUUUCACUCAUUUCUUCCUUUUCCCUGCCUCAGAAUUCUUAGUGAUAAAAGAGAAUUGGUUAGGAUCACCCAGUCAGGAACUUAAUCCUGGAAUCCUGCAGCAUGGAAGGAGGCCAUUCAGCCAAUUGCACCUCUGAGAUGGGCAGGGAGGAAUAAAGAAGAAUUGCAGUUAAAUGAUAUGCAUCCAAAUUAUAUUAUAGUACCAGCAAGAAUAAAAAGAAUCAGUCUCUGUCAUUUGGAAACUGUGCAUCACUGUAUCAGCCUUCACAGAAUCGACUGGCUAUUGGCUGUUAUCCAUUGUAUUAUCCACAUGAAAAGAGUAAUUACCCAUUAAUUUGUUCAUUUGUAAAUAUUGAGUCAAGCUUGUGUAGUUCUGUGUAAAUAUAUGUGCCUGUGCUGUGUUUAAAGGUAAACAUUAUCCAUGCUAAAGUUACAUGCUUUCUAAGGAUUUCCUGUACAACUAGACAAUGCAAUUUCUCAGUUGCCACACAUCUUUCUCCCAGCACUGUGUAACAGUUAAUUUAAUGCAUCACCAGGAAACCUGUGAUCCUUAACUGGCAGAGCCUAAUAAGGUCAUUGAAGUUAAGUAAGAACCUGUCAAAUUUAUAAGGUACAAUGUACGAUUUGCAAAUGUGUGACUGAAAAUUAAUUUGAAGCUGUACAACAUCACCAAUCAUUCUUGUUUUUUAUUUUGCCUAAUUCCCUCCUAAGACAAUGGGUAAAAUGCUGUGAAUGGGGAAUGCUACAAGAUCAAGAAUGGUUGUGAAGGUUGUGCUGCAUAUCUGGGUGGCUUCAAUGUUGUGAGUUUUGCAUUAUAUCUGAUACACUGUGACUUGUACUGUAAUUGCGAUUUUCCAAUUUGUUGUCAUGCCAGUGGGUCACAGGACAGGUACAGACGUGAAAUUCUGAACAGCCUUAUUUUGCCCAUCGGACUCAGAAGAGCCAGAAUCAGUCCCACAGUGUGGGGCAGGGUAAUGUGAACACUCAGGACUGGUGGUCCAUGCAUCUUUAAUGGUAUACUGUUCUAUGUCUAAUGCAAUCCACCCUUAGCAUAUGCGGAAUGCCCUCUAUGAGACCUCACUGGAAAACCCGCAGGAAAUUAGGCCCAAGGUCUAUGGUGAAUGUGUGCUGGUGAGUUUACACACAUGAUGGUGCUCUAUAAAUGAGAUAGGAGUAGGCCAUACAGACCAAUGAACCUGCUGCAUUAUUCAGUAAACUCAUAACCAAACCUUUCCAUCAGUCCUACUCUUUCCCUUGACCCAUAUCCCUUGAUUCCGUUAAUGUCCUCAAUCUGUCCAUUCAAACUAGAAUCUGCUCAUUGAUUGAGCAUCCGCAGCUCGCAGGUCUAAGAAUUCCGAAGUUUAACUAUCCUCUGAAUGAACAAAUUUCUCUUCAUCUUAAUUUUAAAUGGCUCAACGUUUAUCCUGAAGUUUGAGCCCUAGUUUCUGACUCUAUGACCAAGCAAAGCAGCCUCACAACAUUUUUCAUUCAUUCAUGGGAUGAGGGUGUUGCUGGCUGGGCCAGCAUUUAUUGCCCCUCCUUGAUUAUCCAGGGGGCAGUUAAGAGUUAACCACAUUGCUGUGGCCUGGGGUCAUGUGAAGACCAGAUCAGAUAAGGACUGUACUCUCUUAAAGGGCAUUAGUGAAUCAGAUGGGUUUUUCCCACAGUAAUUUCACGAUCAUCAUAGAACAUAGAACAAUACAGCGCAGAACAGGCCCUUUGGCCCUCGAUGUUGCGCCGGCCUGUGAACUAAUCUAAGCUCCUCCCCCUACACUAUCCCAUCAUUAUCCAUAUGCUUAUCCACAGACUGUUUAAAUGCCCCUAAUGUGGCUGAGUUAACUACAUUGGCAGGCAGGGCGUUCUACGCCCUUACCACUCUCUGAGUAAAGAAUCUGCCUCUGACAUCUGUCUUAAAUCUAUCACCCCUCAAUUUGUAACUAUGCCCCCUUGUACAAGCUGAAGUCAUCAUCCUCGGAAAAAGACUCUCACUGUCCACCCUAUCUAAUCCUCUGACCAUCUUGUAUGUCUCUAUUAAAUCCCCUCUUAGCCUCCCUCUCUCCAAUGAGAACAGACCCAAGUCCCUCAGCCUUUCUUCAUAAGACCUUUGCUCCAGACCAGGCAACAUCCUGAUAAAUCUCCUCUGCACCUUUUCCAAUGCUUCCACAUCCUUCCUGUAAUGGGGCGACCGGAACUGCAUGCAAUAUUCCAAAUGAGGCCGCACUACCGUUUUGUACAGUUGCAGCAUGACAUCACGGCUCCGGAACUCAAUCCCUCUACCAAUAAAACCUAAAACACCGUAAGCCUUCUUAACAACACUAUCAACGUGAGUGGCAACUUUCAGGGAUCUAUGUGCAUCGACACCAAGAUCCCUCUGCACAUCCACAGUACCAAGAAUCUUUCCAUUGACCCAGUAUUCUGCCUUCCUAUUAUUCCUCCCAAAGUGAAUCACGUCACAUUUAUCCCCAUUGAACUCCAUUUGCCACCUUUCAGCCCAAUUCUGCAGUUUAUCCAAGUCUCGCUGCAACCUGCAACAUUCUUCCACACUGUCCACCACUCCACCUACUUUUGUGUCAUCUGCAAACUUACUAACCCAUCCACCUAUGCCUGUGUCCAAGUCAUUUAUAAAAAUGACAAACAGCAGUGGUCCCAAAACAGAUCCUUGAGGCACACCGCUAGUAACUGGACUCCAGGAUGAAUAUUUUCCAUCAAACACUGCUCGUUGCUUUCUUACAGAAAGCCAGUUUCUAAUCCAAACUGCUAAAUCUCCCUCAAUCCCAUUCCUCUGUAUUUUCUCCAAUAGCCUACUAUUAUAUGGAACCUUAUCAAAGACUUUACUGAAGUCCAUGUACACCAUGUCAACUUCCCUACCCUCAUCCACAUGCUUGGUCACCGUCUCUUAAUUCCAGUUUUUUUUAUUGAAUUCAAAUUCUCUAAUCUGCCCUAACAGGAUUUGAACCUGGGUCCCCAGAACAUUGCCAGGGUCUCUGGGUUAACAGUUUAGCAAUAAUAAUACUAAGCCUUCGCUCAUAUCACCUGUAAAGCCCACUGCCAAUUUUACAGGCUUUAAUUAGGUAAGUUCCCAUUCUUCUAAAUUGUUGAGAAUAUUCUACUUAAUCUCUUCUUGUAGGAUAGUCAUCUUAUCCCAGGCAUUAAUCUAAACUUUGGAACAAAAACAAAGUUGCUGGAAAAGCUCAGCAGGUUUGGCAGCACCUAUGAAGAAAAAAACGUUUCUGGUCCGAUGACCCUGUAAACUUUUUUUGUUCUCCUUGAGCAAAUAUUUUCAAUAAGGAGACCAGAAGAAUGGACAUUGCUGCAAGCAUAAUUUCACCGUAGCCACAAUAUAGUCCAUCUGCUGCCACCUUGUCCAAUUUUUGACCUUUGCAGCCUUGUUACAUCAUUUGCUUGCCUUUCCUCCUAGCUUUGUCUCUCCCGCAAGCAUGAAGGCUGUUCGCUUGGUCCUUUUGAUUUAGGUUUUAAAUAGCUGAGGGCCAAGCACAGACCCCAGCACACAUUGUAUCUUGACAUUCUGCAGAUGCCCCAUUUAUUCCAGCUCAUUUCUUUCCAGUAGGGAAAUCUCAUUUUGAUAGUUCAUGGAUCCUGUCUCACUUUGGGAUAAUCUUGUGAGCAGUUAGCUGGUAAUUCCCUUUGACCAUUCAAAGCCUACACAAUGUCCAAUUGUUUCCUUAACCCUGUAUAUGUUCUGUGUCUAUUAACAAGCUUAAUAAUCUAAAACAUUGAUUGCUGAUUCCAUGGUAAGUUACAUGCAAUAAAAAAGAGGUGGAAUAUUUGUAUUCCCAAUUCCUCCGCCUCCGCCGCAUCUGCUCCCACAAUGAGGCAUUCCACUCCCGCACAUCCCAGAUAUCCAAGUUCUUCAAAGACCACAACUUUCCCCCCACAGUGGUUGAGAACGCCCUUAAUCACGUCUCCCGCAUUUCCCGCAACACAUCCCUCACACCCCGCCCCUGCCACAACCGCCCAAAGAGGAUCCCCCUCGUUCUCACACGCCACCCCACCAACCUCCGGAUACAACGCAUCAUCCUCCGACACUUCCGCCAUCUACAAUCUGACCCCACCACCCAAGAUAUUUUUCCAUCCCCACCCUUGUCUGCUUUCUGGAGAGACCACUCUCUCCGUGACUCCCUUGUUCGCUCCACACUGCCCUCCAACCCCACCGCACCCGGCACCUUCCCCUGCAACUGCAGGAAAUGCUACACUUGCCCCCACACCUCCUCCCUCACCCCUAUCCCAGGCCCCAAGAUGACUUCCCAUAUUAAGCAGAGGUUCACCUGCACAUCUGCCAAUGUGGUAUACUGUAUCCAUUGUACCCGGUGUGGCUCCCUCUACAUUGGGGAAACCAAGCAGAGGCUUGGGGACUGCUUUGCAGAACACCUCUGCUCGGUUCGCAAUAAACAACUGCACCUCCCAGUCGCAAACCAUUUCCACUCCCCCUCCCAUUCUUUAGAUGAUAUGUCCAUCAUGGGCCUCCUGCAGUGCCACAAUGAUGCCACCUGAAGGUUGCAGGAACAGCAACUCAUAUUCCGCUUGGGAACCCUGCAGCCCAAUGGUAUCAAUGUGGACUUCACCAGCUUCAAAAUCUCCCCUUUCCCCCACCGUAUCCCAAAACCAGCCCAGUUUGUCCCCUCCCCCCACUGCACCACACAACCAGCCCAGCUCUUCCCCUCCACCCACUGCAUCCCAAAACCAGUCCAACCUGUCUCUGCCUCCCUAACCUGUUCUUCCUCUCACCCAUCCCUUCCUCCCACCCCAAGCUGCACCUCCAUCUCCUACCUACUAACCUCAUCCCAUCUCCUUGACCUGUCUGUCUUCCCUGUACUGACCUAUCCCCUCCCACCUCCCCACCUGUACUCUCCACCUAUCUUCUCUCCAUCUUCGGUCAGCCUCCCCCUCUCUCCCUAUUUAUUCCAGAACCCUCACCCCAUCCCCCUCUCUGAGGAAGGGUCUAGGCCCAAAACGUUAGCUUUUGUGCUCCUGAGAUGCUGCUUGGCCUGCUGUGUUCAUCCAGCCUCACAUUUUAUUAUUAUGGUGGAAUAUUUGUAUUGCAUUCAGUACAUUUCUGGUUUCCUCUUGAUUCUCCCUCGAUAACACGUUGAAUUAUAUUGAGCACUUUAGUUUAUACCAAAGUUUAUUUAAUGUAGAAAGACUAUUUUUCCCCACUGAUGUCUCAGAGGCAUUUGUUUCAAAAAUUAGGAAUCUAGUGCGCCCUGUGACCCAUGUGCGUAUGCAUUAGAUGUUAUGUACUUCAGAAAACCUAGCUUCUGGUCGUAGAUCUGGGUGUGCAAGUGGCUAUGUUGCUAGUUUUGCACUCGCACAAAGCAGUUUUGGGUGAAAAUUGACAUCAGUAUAACUUCGAAAGCUACUGCUCCCUGUGAGCCAUAAGAUUUGUGUCCUUGUAACCCAUUUGAGUUUACAUUGGGUGCCACGCAAGCCUGUGGCAGUGCGAGUGCUGACAUGAAGUCCACCUUCUCAGAGGGGAGAAUAUGGUCAAAGAAAGAGUAGGGCCGAUCAGGGAUAGCAUAGGGAACUUAUGUGUGGAGUCAGAGGAGGUAGGGGAAGCCCUAAAUGAGUUUUUUGCUUCUGUCUUUACGAAAGAAACGAACUUUGUAGUGAAUGAAACCUUUGAAGAGCAGGUGUGCAUGCUGGAAUGGAUAGAGAUAGAGGAAGCUGAUGUGCUGAAAAUUUUGUCAAACAUUAAGAUUGACAAGUUUCCAGGCCCGGAUCAGAUUUGUCCUCGGCUGCUUUGGGAAGCGAGAAAUGCAAUUGCUUCGCCACUUGAGAAGAUCUUUGCAUCCUCGCUCUCCACUGGAGUCGUACCUGAGGACUGGAGAGAGGCAAAUGUAAUUCCUCUCUUCAAGAAAGGAAAUAGGGAAAUCCCCGGCAAUUACAGACCAGUAAGUCUCACGUCUGUUGUCUGCAAGGUGUUAGAAAGGAUUCUGAGGGAUAGGAUUUAUGACCAUCUGGAAGAGCAUGGCUUGAUUAAAUGCGGUCAACACGGCUUUGUGAGGAGCAGGUCAUGCCUCGCAAACCUUAUCGAGUUCUUUGAGGAUGUGACUAGAAAAGUUGAUGAGGGUCGAGCUGUGGAUGUGGUGUAUAUGGACUUCAUUAAGGCAUUUGAUAAAGUUCUCCAUGGUAGGCUCAUUCAGAAGGUCAGGAGGCAUGGGAUACAGGGGAACUUAGCUGUCUGGAUACAGAAUUGGCUCGCCAACAGAAGGCAGCGAGUGAUAGUAGAAGGAAAAUAUUCUGCCUGGAAGUCAGUGGUGAGUGGUCUUUCACAGGGCUGUGUCCUUGGGCCUCUACUGUUUGUAAUUUUUAUUAAUGACUUGGAUGAGGGGCUUGAAGGAUGGGUCAGCAAGUUUGCAGACGACACAAAGGUUGGAGGUGUCGUUGACAGUAUAGAGGGCUGUUGUAGGCUGCAGCGGGACAUUGACAGGAUGCAGAGAUGGGCUGAGAGGUGGCAGAUGGAGUUCAACCUGGAUAAAUGCAAGGUGAUGCAUUUUGGAAGGUCGAAUUUGAAAGCUGAGUACAGGAUUAAGGAUAGGAUUCUUGGCAGUGUGGAGGAACAGAGGGAUCUUGGUGAGCAGACACAUAGAUCCCUUAAAAUGGCCACCCAAGUGGACAGUGUUGUUAAGAAAGUAUAUGGUGUUUUGGCUUUCAUUAACAGGGGGAUUGAGUUUAAGAGUCGUGAGAUCUUGUUGCAGCUCUAUAAAACUUUGGUUAGACGGCACUUGGAAUACUGUGUCCAGUUCUGGUUGCCCUAUUAUAGGAAAGAUGUGGAUGCUUUGGAGAGGGUUCAGAGGAGGUUUACCAGGAUGCUGCCUGGACUGGAGGGCUUAUCUUAUGAAGAGAGGUUGACUGAGCUCGGACUGUUCUCAUUGGAGAAAAGGAGGAGGAGAGGGGACCUAUUUGAGGUAUACAAGAUAAUGAGAGGCAUAGAUAGAGUUGAUAGCCAGAGACUAUUUCCCAGGGCAGAAAUGGCUAGCACGAGGGGUCAUAGUUUUAAGCUGGUUGGUGGAAAGUAUAGAGGGGAUGUCAGAGGCGGGUUCUUUACACAGAGAGUUGUGAGAGCAUGGAAUGCAUUGCCAGCAGCAGUUGUGGAUGCAAGGUCAUUGGGGUCAUUUAAGAGACUGCUGGACAUGCAUAUGGUCACAGAAAUUUGAGGGUGCAUACAUGAGGAUCAAUGGUCGGCACAACAUCGUGGGCUGAAGGGCCUGUUCUGUGCUGUAAUGUUCUAUGUUCUAUGUUGUAUGUUCUAUAAUAUUUAUACUGACAGAUUGUACAGCACAGCCAGAGUAAUAGUAUUAGAAACAAAGCAAUAAGCAUAAAAUGGCACACUUGUAAAAAAUACUAUUUAUUAGUGGGCAAUGUCUACUUUUACAGUGAAUCCCUCAGCAUAGAUCUCUGAGUUGCUCUGUGAUUGUUUUGCCAUUUUGUCCAGAAUUGACUGCUGUAUUUUUUAGAUACCUAUGGUUAGGAGGAGCUGCAUGAGGAUCAAUGAGCUGUGAUGUAUAGUGAAACAAAUCCCUAUUGGGAAACUGAUGAAGAAGCACUUUUUACUCAAUUUUCUUCCAGUGGAUACUGACAUUUAGAUGAUCAACUCGAAAUCACAUGCAACAAAACAUAGAGAUAAACUUGUUCACCAGGAACCAUUACAGUAAUUGUCACUGGAAAGUUUGUAAGUUCUCCCACGAUGUUUUGGUACAAUUUCAUGUGUAUGUUAAAACUCAGGAGAGAUAUUUGGAACAUGGUGAGUGUGAAUCUAGUUAAAAAGCUAAUGCAUGAAUUUAAAGACAGCUGGCAAAGAAUCAGGGUUACAAUCUGUUGUGGCACACAAUGGAUCGGAUGCCGGUUUGUCCCCUCCAUUUCCCCAUGUGAUUCUAGACACUGGAUGUAGCUGCCUUCCCACAGAAUCAUAAUACAGCACUGAAGCAGGCCAUUCAGCCCAUUGUGGCUCUGCUGACACUUCUAAUGGAAGGUUCAAUUAGACUAACUCCCCUGCCUUUACCCAAAACUCUUCAUUUUCUUUUCAUCUUUCAUGCAUUUUCCCAACUCCCUUUUCUAAAAUACAAUUGAAUCAGAGGGCACUUCCUUUUCAGGCAACCUCCAUCCAAGGAAGUGACUCACUGAUUAAACAAAAAAUCUCUGACUCCCCAGUCUGAGUCUUUUGCAAAUAUUCUUAAAUCUGUAUCCUCUGUUUAUUGAUCCCUGCUAGUGGAAACAGUUUCUCUUUAAAUCUGUAUCAAAACUCAUCAUAAUUUUAAACAUCCCUCUUCCAAAAAAAAUGCGCACUUUUAAGGAACAUCUCCCCAGUCACUAUUGGACUGUGAGUAAGGCAGAUUUUUAUUUUGGAGCAGGGACAAUUGAUAGGAAAGAAGUAAAAUUGAAUACACAACAAAAAUAUCCUGAAUUAUGUAUGUGGUAAAUAUUACUCUGACAGCUCACAUGUUGUUGUGGAGCCGGUAGAUCUUGCUGUACUUGCAGAACUAAAGACAGAACAAAAUAGUUUUAUUGGAAAGCUGAUAUCCAGUUUCAAAAAUUCCUCCUGAUUUCCUUUUAGUUGUAUAUGAGUUUGACGCAUCUUUGAGAGUUUAGCUCCCGAGGUCACAUUUACAAAAAAUCAUGUGUUAAUUUUCUGAACAUCAACUUAUCAAUAUAAUAAAUUAAAAGUUGAUUCUUUUGUACCAUAAAAUACUCUUGUAUACUGUUCAUGAAUUAAAUUUUAAAACAAUAAACGUGAAUAUAUAACAGUU